AUGGAGGAAGAAGAGGAUAGGAUUUUGUUGAGUAGCUUAGGAGUUACAUCGGCGAAUCCUGCAGAUAUCGAACAGACGAUACUCGAUGAGGCGACGAAGAAAAUAGAUAACGAUGAUGAUGGGAAUGUGGAGGAGGGGUCUAUAGAGGCGGAGGGAAACAAUCCGCUUUCGUCCAGCCAGAUCGAGCUUUUGAAUAAAUUGAGAGCUGUAAAGUUUGAAAUAGAUGCUGUUGCAUCAACUCUUGAGCAAGUUGAUGAGGUUGCAGAAGAAAAUGGCUUACAGAAAGAUGAUGAAUCAGAGGUGUUGCAUAGUGGUUCUGUACUUCAGCACGCCCUUGCCAAAGACCGUCUAAGAAGCCUUAGGAAGAGAAAAACUGAACUUGAAAAGGAACUCACUGGUUUACUUGGUCAAAAUGCUGCUGAUAGUGCUGAUGGCAAUAAUCUACUGCGAGAUCUGGUGAAGGAAGAGCCUAGUCUCAAGAGGAAAUUUAAAGAGACUGGGAAAACAAGCAAAAGAGAAGGAAAAAAGGUGAAAGCAGUUUCGUUUCACGAGGACAAAGAUUUUGAUGCUGUUUUCGAUGCAGCUUCCGCUGGUUUUGUUGAAACGGAAAGAGAUGAAUUGGUGAGAAAAGGAAUUUUAACUCCUUUUCACAAGCUCAAGGGAUUUGAACGCCGACUUCAACAGCCUGGACCGUCAAACUCGGGCAACAUAGGUGAAGGAGAAGACGAAAAUGACAAAAAUGACGACUCCGACAGUAUUGAUAGAGCCGUCCAGUCGAUGUCGCUGGCUGCAAAAGCUCGCCCGACAACUAAGCUACUUGAUGCAGAGGACUUGCCAAAGCUUGAAGCGACCCCUGUCCCUUUUAGAAGGUUAAGAAAGAUUUACCAGACUCCGGAUUCUCCGGAUAAUGAAGGAAAGAAAAGUAAAGCUAAGAAGAGCAAAAAGAAGCGGCCUUUGCCUGAGAGGAAAUGGACAAAGCGGAUUUCUCACGAAGACUCUACUCUUCAAGAAAGUGAAUCUGGACUGAGAAACUUGAACACUUCCAGUUGUGAGGAAGAAGAGCUAGAUGAUGUUGAUGACACGGACGACAACGAGACAUCUUCUGUACAGCUGGAAGGUGGAUUAAAGAUUCCUGAAAGCAUAUUUAGUAAACUUUUUGAUUACCAAAGAGUUGGGGUGCAAUGGCUCUGGGAACUCCAUUGUCAAAAGGCUGGUGGCAUUAUCGGGGACGAGAUGGGUCUUGGUAAGACUGUGCAAGUCUUAUCUUUUCUCGGAUCAUUGCAUUUCAGUAAGAUGUACAAACCGAGUAUUGUCAUAUGUCCUGUCACACUCUUGCGUCAGUGGAGAAGAGAGGCACGGAAGUGGUACCCGGAUUUUCACGUGGAAAUACUCCAUGACUCGGCACAAGAUUCUGGGUAUGGCAAAGGACGAGUCAAGGCCUCUGAAAGCGAUUAUGACAGUGAAGGUUCAGUCGAGAGUGAUCAUGAGCAAAAGUCUAAGAACACCAAGAAAUGGAAUUCUGUGAUAAAGCGGGUUCUAAAUUCUGAUUCAGGGCUCCUCAUCACCACAUAUGAGCAAUUGCGGCUGCAUGGUGAGAAGCUGCUCAACAUUGAGUGGGGUUAUGCAGUGCUGGACGAAGGCCAUCGGAUCCGGAAUCCAAAUGCUGUAAUUACUUUGGUGUGCAAACAGUUACAGACCAUCCAUCGAAUUAUUAUGACCGGGGCACCAAUCCAGAAUAAACUGACAGAACUCUGGUCAUUGUUUGAUUUUGUCUUCCCUGGAAAACUGGGGGUCCUGCCUGUGUUUGAGGCAGAGUUUUCUGUUCCCAUAACUGUUGGUGGCUACGCCAAUGCGUCUCCGUUACAAGUGUCAACUGCCUAUAGGUGUGCAGUUGUUCUUCGUGAUUUGAUCAUGCCUUACCUCCUCCGCCGCAUGAAGGCCGACGUGAACGCACAUCUUACAAAAAAGACUGAACACGUUCUCUUCUGCAGCCUGACUGUGGAGCAGCGAUCUACCUACAGGGCGUUCCUUGCGAGUUCCGAGGUAGAAGAUAUUUUUGAUGGCAACAAGAAUUCUCUUUACGGGAUUGAUGUGAUGCGGAAGAUAUGCAACCACCCUGAUCUACUUGAGAGAGAACAUUCUCACCAAAACCCAGAUUAUGGGAACCCAGAACGUAGUGGGAAGAUGAAGGUUGUUGCAGAAGUGCUCAAGGUCUGGAAGCAGCAAGGACACCGUGUACUUCUGUUUUCACAGACUCAGCAAAUGCUUGACAUCCUCGAGAGCUUCUUGGUUGCAAAUGAGUAUAGUUACCGGAGGAUGGAUGGCCUUACACCUGUAAAACAGAGAAUGGCUUUGAUUGAUGAGUUUAAUAACUCGGAUGAUGUGUUUGUCUUUGUUCUGACGACGAAGGUUGGUGGUUUGGGAACGAAUCUGACUGGCGCUAAUAGGGUCAUCAUCUUUGACCCUGAUUGGAACCCCUCAAAUGAUAUGCAGGCAAGGGAACGUGCUUGGCGUAUAGGGCAGAAGAAGGAUGUUACUGUUUACAGAUUGAUCACACGAGGGACAAUUGAGGAGAAGGUAUAUCAUAGACAGAUAUAUAAACAUUUUCUCACUAAUAGGAUCCUGAAGAAUCCACAGCAGAAAAGAUUCUUCAAAGCUCGGGAUAUGAAAGAUCUUUUCAUCCUGAGAGAUGAUGGCGACAGCAAUGCAUCCACCGAAACCUCUAACAUCUUCAGUCAGCUGACUGAAGAGAUAAACAUCAUAGGAGCUCAAACAGAGAGACAUCCCGAAUCAGAUGAGGGCACAAAUGAAUUCUCAGGUGGAAAAGAUGCGGAGACAGCCGAUGGCAGAAAUGAAGAGACAAAUAUCUUAAAGAGUCUCUUCGACGCCCAUGGAAUACAUAGUGCUGUGAAUCACGACGCCAUCAUGAAUGCACACGACGAGGAAGAGAAGAUGAGACUUGAACACCAGGCAACUCAAGUGGCACAGAGAGCUGCGGAAGCAUUGCGCCAAUCACGGAUGCUGCGUAGCCGCGAAAGCAUCUCAGUGCCUACAUGGACGGGAAGAUCUGGCUGCGCAGGUGCACCGUCAUCUCUACGGAGGAAAUUCGGAUCAACUGUAAAUUCCCGGUUAACACAGACCACAUCAGACAAGUCAUCAGCGAUCAAGAACGGUAUCAGUGCCGGUCUAUCUUCUGGCAAAGCACCGUCUUCCGCAGAGCUUCUCAACAGAAUCCGCGGAAGCAGAGAACAAGCCAUUGGUGUUGGCCAUGAACAGAUACAGUCUCCACUCCCGUCUUCAUCAGGUUCAAGCAGUUCGUUGCAGCCCGAGGUCCUGAUCCGACAGUUAUGCAGCUUUAUACAGAAAAGAGGCGGAAGCGCAGACACGACCAGCAUUGUCAACCAUUUCAUGGACAAAGUUCCAGAUAAGGACUCGGCGUUGUUUAAGAGUCUCUUGAAGGAGAUUGCCACGCUUCGGAAGGACCAAAACCGUUCGUCUUGGGUCCUCAAACCAGAGUACAAAGACUAA
Molecule: messenger RNA, 3528 nt
Organism: Microthlaspi erraticum
Lineage: Eukaryota; Viridiplantae; Streptophyta; Magnoliopsida; Brassicales; Brassicaceae
Source: the annotation of a GenBank genome assembly